UCAUACUCAUUCAACCCAGAAAAGUAAAACCACUUGCAUCACGCGUUCCUAUAUAUAUAAGGUUAUGCUUGGCACAUGAGACACAAACCAACGCCAACUAUUUAUUCUAGUGUCUUCUUUAACUCUUCUUCCUCCAUUCUGCCGUGCUUCCUUCUUGUUCGCAAAUAAUGACGGUGAUCAAUGGAAAUAAUUGUGUGAGGAUUGAACGAAGGGCACUUGAAGCGCCCAAAAAUUUGAUGGAGGUAAUCCUCAUAUUAGCAGAAGCCAUAUUGUUGUUUUUUAACACCGAGAGACGCUACAUCUUCAACUUGCCCAGAGCCAUCGCUCACGCAGUGUUGGAUAAGGGUAAGAAAACGAUUGGAAGUGAAUGCCGAGAAAGAAGUGAUUGUGCAGAAGUGAAAGACCAUCACAUUUUAAAGGAGUUGUAUGAGUUGAAGAGAUUGUUGAUAUGUACCAUGUUUUGCAGCAGACGAAAAAUCUUUCCGGAAUUUCUAUUUGGUGAAGGAUUCGAUGAGGAGGAUAUCCUCUCUAGGGAGAGAAGAUCUAGGAUUCUGAAGCCUGCUUUCACGGUUAUACGUGAUAAAAAAUCAGAAUGUUUACUCGUGUUCAUCCGUGGGACUCGUUGCAUUAAAGACACUCUCACAAAUGCACUGUGUGCUCCUGUCUCUUUCAAUCACAACAUGGUUUCAGGACAUGCACACCGUGGUAUGGAUGCUGCAGCUUCUUGGAUUAGAGAUCUUUGCAUUCCUGUACUACUUAAAAAUCUUCAUCAAUACCCCCACUUCAAAAUCAAGAUCGUGGGACACUCGCUAGGUGGUGGUACUGCUGCACUGUUGACUUAUAAGCUUAGAGAAAUUCAACAAUUGUCUUCAACAACUUGUGUAACAUUUGGCCCAGCUGCCUGUAUGACCUUGGAGUUGGCUGAGUUCGGAAAAUCCUUUAUCACUUCCAUUGUAAAUGGUUCUGACAUAGUGCCAACACUGUCAGCUUCUUCUGUUCAUGAUUUCAUUGCUGAGGGUCGGAAUAAGGAUAAAAACAUCUCAAGCGCAGUUGGAACUCGCAUAACUUUUGCCAAAGCCAUUGCAGAACAUGCAGUAAACUAUUGCACCGAGGUUGUGAAGAAGCAUAAACACUCAUUGUUACCGUGGUCCCAACGUGAGAACAUUCACCCAUUGUCAGAUAACUUGGUUGAAGCUUCUGGAUUUUCUGAGACAAGUUUUGAACCUAUUUUAAGUGAAGAGCACUUACUCAUAGAAUCUAUUGAUGAUGAUGAAUACGAUUCUUGCAGUGAAGGAUCUGACAAUGAUGACUCAGAUGAUGAUGAAGAGAAAUUGUUGAAUCAAAUGGGGAAUCUUGAAUUGGGAAAAUGUACUAAGGAGAAAGAUAUCACUGAAGAAGACAGUGUUAGUCAAGAUACAACAUCAGCUAGGCGACGUCUUUAUCCACCAGGCAGGAUCAUGCAUAUCACUUCACAGAUGUCUGAAGAUUCGAACUCAAACCACAGUGAUGCUGAUGACAAACAUGUCUGCUUAUAUCAAACGCCUACACAGCUGUAUGGAAAACUCAGAUUUUCAAGAGGGAUGAUACGGGAUCAUCCCACGAAAAAGUAUCUGAAGAAGUUGCAACAAUUAAUCAAUAAACUAGAGAAGGAAUGAUUCAAAUAUUGUGUGGAGCUUUAGAAUUAAAAUUAAUCCACUUGAUUCUAAUUCUCAAGUAUGUUUAUUAUGAGUAUAUAUUAAUUGUGAUGGUUGAAUAGGUAACAUAUAUUGUAAUAGUUUUUU
Molecule: messenger RNA, 1781 nt
Organism: Vigna umbellata (rice bean)
Lineage: Eukaryota; Viridiplantae; Streptophyta; Magnoliopsida; Fabales; Fabaceae
Source: RefSeq, a predicted model, not a curated record